Molecule: messenger RNA, 4997 nt
Organism: Dipodomys spectabilis (banner-tailed kangaroo rat)
Lineage: Eukaryota; Metazoa; Chordata; Mammalia; Rodentia; Heteromyidae
Gene: Mink1
Product: misshapen like kinase 1
Exons: 33
Coding region: 207-4238 (1343 amino acids)
Biological process (GO): protein phosphorylation
Molecular function (GO): ATP binding; protein kinase activity
Source: RefSeq, a predicted model, not a curated record
CGGGUUGCAGGCUCCCGGGCGCGCACGCUCCCCUCAGCCGGUGGGUCGGUCCUCCCGCCGGCCCUCUCCGCCCCGUUCCACGGGGGAGGCGCGGUGGAGCCCGCCCCCAGGGUCCCCCCGAUGGGGUUGAAGCGGCGUCGGCGGCAGCGGAAUAACCGAGCCGGAGCGUGAGCGGCCCCGGGGCCCGGUUUCCCCCCGCGGAGGCCAUGGGCGACUCAGCCCCAGCCCGCAGCCUGGACGACAUCGACCUGUCCGCCUUGCGGGACCCAGCUGGAAUCUUUGAGCUGGUGGAGGUGGUUGGCAAUGGAACCUACGGACAGGUGUACAAGGGUCGGCAUGUCAAGACUGGGCAGCUGGCUGCCAUCAAGGUCAUGGAUGUCACGGAGGAUGAGGAGGAAGAGAUCAAACAGGAGAUCAACAUGUUGAAAAAGUAUUCUCACCACCGCAACAUUGCCACCUACUAUGGGGCCUUCAUCAAGAAGAGCCCCCCUGGGAAUGAUGACCAGCUCUGGCUGGUGAUGGAGUUCUGUGGUGCUGGUUCAGUGACUGACUUGGUAAAGAACACAAAAGGGAACGCCCUGAAGGAGGACUGUAUUGCCUACAUCUGCAGGGAGAUUCUCAGGGGUCUGGCCCAUCUCCAUGCCCACAAGGUGAUCCAUCGAGACAUCAAGGGACAGAAUGUGUUGCUGACAGAGAAUGCCGAGGUCAAGUUAGUGGACUUUGGGGUGAGUGCUCAGCUGGACCGCACUGUGGGCAGGCGGAACACUUUCAUUGGGACCCCAUACUGGAUGGCCCCAGAGGUCAUUGCCUGUGAUGAGAACCCCGAUGCCACCUAUGAUUACAGGAGUGACAUUUGGUCUCUAGGAAUCACAGCCAUCGAAAUGGCAGAGGGAGCCCCCCCUCUGUGUGACAUGCAUCCCAUGCGAGCCCUCUUCCUCAUCCCUCGGAACCCACCACCUAGGCUCAAGUCCAAGAAAUGGUCUAAGAAGUUCAUUGACUUCAUUGACACCUGUCUGAUCAAGACUUACCUGAGCCGCCCACCAACAGAGCAGCUGCUCAAGUUUCCCUUCAUUCGAGACCAGCCCACGGAGCGGCAGGUCCGCAUCCAACUCAAGGACCACAUUGAUCGCUCCCGGAAGAAGCGGGGUGAGAAAGAGGAAACGGAGUAUGAGUACAGUGGCAGUGAAGAAGAAGAUGACAGCCAUGGAGAGGAAGGAGAGCCAAGCUCCAUCAUGAAUGUGCCUGGGGAGUCUACACUACGCCGUGAAUUCCUCCGACUCCAGCAGGAGAAUAAGAGCAACUCAGAGGCUCUAAAGCAGCAGCAGCAACUGCAGCAGCAACAGCAGAGAGACCCAGAGGCCCACAUCAAACACCUGCUGCACCAGCGGCAGCGCCGCAUAGAGGAGCAGAAGGAGGAACGGCGGCGAGUAGAGGAGCAACAACGGCGAGAGCGAGAGCAGCGGAAGCUGCAGGAAAAAGAGCAGCAGAGGCGGCUGGAGGACAUGCAGGCCCUGCGUCGGGAGGAGGAGCGGCGGCAGGCAGAGCGCGAGCAGGAAUACAAACGGAAGCAGCUCGAGGAGCAGCGGCAGUCCGAGCGGCUCCAGAGGCAGCUGCAGCAGGAGCAUGCCUACCUCAAGUCCCUGCAGCAGCAGCAACAGCAGCAGCAGCUCCAGAAGCAGCAGCAGCAACAGCAACAGAUCCUGCCUGGGGACAGAAAGCCUCUGUAUCACUACAGCCGGGGCAUUAAUCCUGCUGAUAAGCCAGCCUGGGCCCGAGAGGUAGAAGAAAGAACAAGGAUGAACAAGCAGCAGAACUCUCCCUUGGCCAAGACCAAGCCAAGCAGUACAGGACCAGAGCCUCCCAUUUCACAGGCCUCCCCUGGUCCCCCAGGACCCCUUUCUCAAACUCCUCCCAUGCAGAGGCCGGUGGAGCCCCAGGAGGGACCACACAAGAGCCUGGUGGCACACCGGGUCCCACUGAAGCCAUAUGCCGCACCUGUGCCCCGAUCCCAGUCCCUGCAGGACCAGCCCACUCGAAACCUGGCUGCCUUCCCAGCCUCCCACGACCCGGAUCCUGCUGUUCCCACACCCACUGCCACACCCAGUGCCCGAGGAGCUGUCAUCCGCCAGAACUCUGAUCCCACCUCUGAAGGGCCUGGCCCUAGCCCGAAUCCCCCAUCCUGGGUCCGGCCAGAUAAUGAGGCCCCACCCAAGGUGCCUCAGAGGACCUCAUCUAUUGCCACUGCCCUUAACACCAGUGGGGCUGGAGCAUCCCGGCCAGCCCAAGCUGUCCGCGCCAGACCUCGCAGCAACUCCGCCUGGCAAAUCUAUCUGCAAAGGCGAGCAGAGCGGGGCACCCCCAAGCCUCUAGGGCCCCCUGCUCAGCCCCCUGGCCCGCCCAACACCUCUAGUAACCCUGACCUCAGGAGGAGCGACCCUGGCUGGGAGCGCCCCGACAGUGCUCUGCCUGCUUCUCAUGGACACCUCCCCCAGGCUGGCUCGCUGGAGCGAAACCGGAACCGGGUGGGAGCCUCCACCAAACUGGACAGCUCCUCCCCAGUGCUUUCCCCUGGGAACAAAGCCAAGCCUGAUGACCACCGUUCCCGGCCAGGCCGGCCCGCAAGCUAUAAGCGAGCAAUUGGUGAGGAUUUUGUGUUGCUGAAAGAACGGACCUUGGACGAGGCCCCCCGGCCUCCCAAGAAGGCCAUGGACUAUUCAUCCUCCAGCGAGGAGGUGGAGAGCAGUGAAGAUGAGGAGGAGGAAGGCGAUGGUGAACCGUCAGAGGGGAGCAGAGAUACUCCGGGAGGCCGCAGCGAUGGAGACACAGACAGUGUCAGCACCAUGGUAGUUCACGAUGUCGAGGAGGUGUCUGGGACCCAGGCCCCAUAUGGGGGUGGCACCAUGGUGGUCCAGCGUACUCCUGAGGAGGAGCGGAGCCUGUUGCAUGCUGAUAGCAAUGGCUACACAAACCUGCCUGAUGUGGUCCAGCCCAGCCACUCCCCAACAGAGAACAGCAAAGGCCAAAGCCCCCCAUCAAAGGACACAGGCAGUGACUACCAGUCUCGAGGGCUAGUGAAGGCCACUGGCAAGAGCUCCUUCACAAUGUUUGUGGAUCUAGGGAUCUACCAGCCUGGCACUGGGGACACCAUCCCCAUCACAGCCCUGGUGGGCGAUGGUAGUCGGCUGGAUCAGCUGCAGUACGACGUGAGGAAGGGUUCUGUGGUGAAUGUGAAUCCCACCAACACCCGCGCUCACAGCGAAACACCUGAGAUUCGCAAAUACAAAAAGCGGUUCAACUCGGAGAUCCUCUGCGCAGCCCUCUGGGGAGUCAACCUGCUGGUGGGCACAGAGAACGGGCUGAUGUUACUGGACCGCAGUGGGCAGGGCAAGGUGUAUGGACUCAUCGGGCGGCGACGCUUCCAGCAAAUGGAUGUACUGGAAGGCCUCAACUUGCUCAUCACCAUCUCAGGGAAGAGGAACAAACUUCGGGUAUAUUACCUGUCCUGGCUUCGAAACAAGAUUCUGCACAAUGACCCAGAGGUGGAGAAGAAGCAGGGCUGGACCACCGUGGGGGACAUGGAGGGCUGCGGGCACUACCGUGUCGUGAAGUACGAACGCAUUAAGUUCCUCGUCAUUGCCCUGAAGAGCUCUGUGGAGGUGUACGCCUGGGCCCCUAAACCCUACCACAAAUUCAUGGCCUUCAAGUCCUUUGCUGACCUCCCUCACCGCCCACUGCUGGUGGACCUGACGGUGGAGGAGGGGCAGCGCCUCAAGGUUAUCUAUGGCUCCAGCGCUGGCUUCCAUGCUGUGGAUGUCGACUCGGGGAACAGCUACGACAUCUACAUCCCAGUGCACAUCCAGAGCCAGAUCACACCCCAUGCCAUCAUCUUCCUCCCCAAUACUGAUGGCAUGGAGAUGCUGCUGUGCUACGAGGACGAAGGCGUUUACGUCAACACGUACGGACGGAUCAUUAAGGAUGUGGUGCUACAGUGGGGAGAGAUGCCCACCUCUGUGGCCUACAUCUGCUCCAACCAGAUCAUGGGCUGGGGCGAGAAAGCCAUUGAGAUCCGUUCUGUGGAGACAGGCCACCUGGAUGGGGUCUUUAUGCACAAAAGAGCCCAGAGGCUCAAGUUCCUGUGUGAGCGGAAUGACAAGGUGUUUUUUGCCUCAGUCCGCUCCGGGGGCAGCAGCCAAGUUUACUUCAUGACUCUGAACCGUAACUGCAUCAUGAACUGGUGAUGGGCCCCGUACUGGGACUGCUCCACUUGGACCCAGCUCUUCUCCAACAGCCAAACUUCCCAGGCUGCCCCUAAUUCCCCUCCCUGGGCUUUUGCUUUACUGGUUUGAUUCACUGGAGCCUGCCGGGAACGUGACCUCUGAUCCCCGAUGCUUUUGUGAUCACGUGACCAUCCUCUUCCCCAAAAUGUUCUUUCCCCAAAACUGUGCCUGUCCCCAACUUCUGGGGAAGGACACAGCUCCCCUUCCCAGGAAUUGAAUGGGCCUUGUCUCUCCCCUUUAAUUAAGAGGAGAGUGCUUGGGGCUUGGACCCCUUAAUCCAUUGCUGCUGACUAGGCAGGGCUCUGGACCCCCUUAUUUGCACGACAAGGGAGCCGGCUCCCCCCUUGAAUGUACCAGACUCUGGGGGGGGUCACUGGGCCCUAGAUUCUAAGGGGGGGGGGUCACCAGCCACUCCAGGGGCAGGAACCAUUUCCUCAUUUUCUGAAAGCACUUUAAUGAUUUCCCCUCUCCCCAAACCCCAGGGAAUGGAGGGGAGACCCUGCCAGCCAAAACAUUCCCCCUUUCUAGCCCCCAUCUCUCCUAGCCUCUCCCCUUUCCUGGUAGGGGGGAGGGGAAGGAACAGGGAGUUCUUGCCCUCCACAACCCCUUGCUUGCAUCUGUAUAUAGUGUGAGCAGCAAGUAGCCCUUCUCUUCCCCUGACCCCCCUCAAUGUAGUGGCCUUGGAUAUUCCGUUUGUUAAUAAAGACAGUUCAACCAGCU